AUGAUUGGCAUAUCGCGAUUUCAUGCCAUCGUCAGCGCACGACCUCUCCAUGGGAAUGGACCCCCAGUAAUCCACGAAGACACCUAUCGUUCAGCAUCAUACGAGCCCUGGGGUAAUGGGCGGCACCAAGUGAACGGCAAAAGGGCGAGAGAACCGGCGGAUACAAGUGCUGGCCCCAGUACAACGAAAAAGGCGGCGAAGAAGGCGUCAGAGGACGACGCUGGCGCUCAGCGCGAGUAUCGCGAUCGGGAUGGGCUGUUGGCCGCUCUGCGAGAGCGAUUCCGCGCGGGGCCCAACGUCGAUUUCCACGGUACAUACGAGAUGCAGGACACAGGAAUGACACACAAAGAGCGUAUACAGACAGUUGCUCAUGAGAUAUGGAAGACGACCGGGUACCGCUUUACUGUCAAAGACCACCCACAGUACACGAAUGGGCACAAAACACGGUUUUGGUGUUCGCAGGACGAGGCACACCGCUCCAAGUCCUCCCGUGCGGCGCGCAAGGCGCAGGGGAGCUGCUACAAGCCGCGUGUGACGAGUGCGGGGGAGGCAAUGGCGAAGGAGCGCUUCGCAUGCCGUAGUCGCCUGCUCAUCUCCUCCCGGGACACCCACCAACCGGGUACGCGAGUCAUAACCAUACGCAUGCAUCAUCAUAUAUCGCACGAGCCGUACAUCGAUGCAAGCAUGUCCCAGGAAACUAUUCAACACAUCUGGCGCACUUUCAGCUAUGGUCAUCAGCCAACACAGCAGCCACAGCAUCAACAACAACCACAUCAGCACCACCACCAGCAACAUCAUCAGCAUCACGCACAACCCGCUUCAACGUCUACGAGUAAUAUCAACCAUAAUAACAAAAACGAAAACGAUGUAACUAUGGACCAGGUGCCCCUGACCAUGCCUAUAGACGAAGAGGAGGAAGAGGAAGAGGAAUCUUCGGUAGACGCAGAUCGAGGGGCCCGAAUGGACACUGGAUAUCAUCGCCCAUCAACAGACGAUACUCUUCGACACACAACGUUCGCUCCUACUAACCAUGUACCGCAGUCCCAGCCCCAGCCACUUCAACAGUCACAUACACAUGCUCAAACGCAGGCGUUACCACCACAUCCUCAACCACUGGCGCUACCGCCUCGGCCUCAUCCUCAAACACAGAUACUACCGCCUCUUUCUCAGCCUCAUCCCCAACAUCAACCACAACCGCAACCACAACCACAAUCCCGGCCGCAACCGCAACAACCUACCCUGCAUCCGCCGUCAGAAGAGUACCACAGCAAGAUGUUAGCGCACAUAAAAAACCUUCGCGAGUUUUGUGAAGGACUCGAGUAUCAGCUGCAGUUCAAUGACUAUCGGAUGUUAGAUGUACUCGAACGGGAAGGAGGGUCGUUUCUCGGACUUGUGGAGGACUGUCUUAGGAAAGAGGGUCGUUUGGUGUCGGUCGAUCAUCCGAGCAUCUCCCAGCAGCAGCCUCAGCCCCUGCCCCAGCCUCAGCAACAACCACAACCGCAACAUCAUCACCAAGCACCGUCGGCCACCAACCAUUCUCUGCAUAGUAUUCGUAUGGAUAUGAAUGGCAGACACGCUGUACAAGGACGACAGACUUAUGAUGGGAACCCUGGAAUCAACCCGAGAGCGCUCAAUUAUUGA
Messenger RNA from Psilocybe cubensis, 1641 nucleotides. RefSeq lists its product as uncharacterized. The transcript is spliced from 3 exons. NCBI's taxonomy places the organism in Eukaryota, Fungi, Basidiomycota, Agaricomycetes, Agaricales, Agrocybaceae. Bases 1 to 1641 code for a protein of 546 amino acids. The record is from RefSeq and is a predicted model, not a curated record.